AUGGGUGAUGGUUUAUUGAGAGAUGCCACGUACAAAUUUCCUGAAGUAAUCGAAGAUAUAAGAGGAUUUGUUGAUUCUUCCGAAGAUUUCGAAUUAGAGAUUCUAAGGAUAACUUAUGAUGACUUGAUUCAUAUGAUUGGAAAAGGCUUUACAAUAAAGUCAGUCGAUUGGUUGAUGGUCGAAUUGGACGAUGUAGAUCUUGCUUUUAUAUCUCGGUAUAAAGUCAAAGAUUUAGUGUGUAAAAUUUCGAAGCCCUGCCUUGAACCAGAAGCCAUUAGUAGAGUAAACAUACCUGCAAGUUUUGAGAUUCGACCACCUUUCAAUGACUACACAUAUCUUCCUCAAAACCUCACUUCCCUUAGUUUGUUUUCAUCAUGGUUGGACGACGAUCUAGAUAUGAGGUGGUUAAGAAAUUUGGAGACACUAUUAUUCCGAAUUUACCAGAAAUUGACAAAUCAAAAAAUCUUCCUUCCCGAAAAUCUAGAAAUGCUAGACUUAGCCGUCUUAGACCCUCUGUCUAAGUUUUCCAUUGAUUGCCUACCCUCUAACUUACAAUCUUUGAGAUUACAUCAAGUUGAAAUACCUCCUUGUUUUCAACUUCCCCUAUCACUUUCGGACAUUUUUUUGCUGCUGACCAGAGUUGACUGCAAGUAUCCUGAGGGAUUGGAGGCAGCGGAAUUUUCCUGUGAUGCCAAUGCAGAAGAUUAUGGUGCAUUUCCAACAUCUUUAAGACGUCUCGUGAUCAAUGACCAACUCAUCAGAUUACCUGAUAUCAGUAAUCUUGUGAAUUUGGAAACUUUUGAGGCCGGUUAUAGAAAGAUGAACGAAGGUUCUCUUGGAUCAGAGCCGAUUAUUGUGCUUCCUGAGAACGUUAUGUACUUACGAACCUUUAACGAUAAUCAUUGUUUCAAAUUCAAUAAGCAUUUGAAACAUAUGAAAAUGUAUCUCGGAAGGAACUCAAAAACCAUGUCCAUGAACUCAUUCCCUGAGGGUCUAGAGGCACUUGAAUUGGAAGUAUUUGAUCCCGAAAUCUUGGAAAACUUACCAUCGACAAUCAAAGUUCUCUCAGUUGACCGAGGAGUUCCUUUAUCAGACAGAAAAUUAAGACUUCCCCCAUCAUUGGAUCUUCUUGAAAUUAAACUGUGUGGAAUUGAAACCAUAAUCUUCAAUAAGGGGUUGAGAUACCUUCAUCUCAAACAAUGCGACAUUCCCCAAGGGUUCGUUGACCAAGUACCCAAAUAUUUGGUGACAUUUGCAAUGAUAGACUGCAGAUGUGAUAAGGGAAUGGAUCUCAGUGGAUUCAGAUUUAAACACAUGAAAUUCUAUGAUUGCCUGGUAGAAGAACAAAUAAUUUUACCUUCAACCUUGAAAACCCUAGAUAUCCAAGAUAUGGGAGUUCCGGAAGUGUAUGAAGGUUUGGAUUUUACCUUUGUAGGCCCAUUUGGUUUAUAUGGAGAAAACAUUGAAACCCCAAGAAUCUACAUGUAG
Messenger RNA from Yamadazyma jaroonii, 1488 nucleotides. Lineage: Eukaryota; Fungi; Ascomycota; Pichiomycetes; Serinales; Debaryomycetaceae. The record is from the annotation of a GenBank genome assembly.